Musca domestica (house fly) is the source of this 3014-nucleotide messenger RNA. It is a transcript of the gene Rgk3, whose product is annotated as GTP-binding protein RAD. The transcript is spliced from 10 exons. Gene Ontology annotation, cellular component: plasma membrane. Lineage: Eukaryota; Metazoa; Arthropoda; Insecta; Diptera; Muscidae. Gene Ontology annotation, molecular function: GTPase activity; GTP binding; calcium channel regulator activity. The record is from RefSeq and is a predicted model, not a curated record. Bases 1210 to 2607 code for a protein of 465 amino acids.
CGUUCAGUGCAACGCGGACAUUGGCCCCUUUAACAGCCAAACAACCAGAAAAACGCAAGACCGGAAAACAAGAUUCAGUGUUUCGUGUGAAAGCGGACAACGUGAUCAAGUAGCGGUGUAAACCUCAAUAAGAAAAAAAUAGCAAAAAAAAAGUGAAAUAAUUUUUGGUGCAAGCAAAGGAAAACGCAUUCGUAUUGAAUAACACCUAGAUUUUUAUUUUUGGAAAGUGUGAAAGAUUUUCGCCAAAAAAAAGAUUGGAGGUGUGUGUGUGUGCGGAAUUUCUAAUGAAAUAGCCUAAAUUUCUGUUUUGAAAUUAUACCAGUAAUUCAAAAAUUUUGUUUUGUAAGAUAUUUUUGAUUUUUCUUUGAAAAAGUAUUCAAAUUGUGCAUUCAUUCAUUUGAUGUGGGCCAUUUUCGUAGAUGUCUGGAAAAUGUUAACCUGAAUUAAUGAAAAAAAGUUUCACUUGAAUCCAUAACGUAAACGUAUUAACAACAGCAACAACCGGUAAUUAUCACACGGUAAAUUGUUCAGUGGAAUUUUAAAGUGAUUUCCAAAGAAAUUUUGAAAUUUAAAAGAAAAAUUUUGAAAAUUUCAAUUUAAAGAAAUUUUGAAAGAAAAUAAAGAAAAUCAUUUACAAUUUCAUAUUCAAUUGUUUUGUGCAUAUCAAACGAAAAAAAAUUCAAUAUUUCGCUCUCCAAACCGUCAAAUGAAUUGAUUUCUUAUUCAACGUUUCAUCGGUGAGUGUUUGUGGCAAAUAUUUGCCUGCUUCAAUCAGCCAACAAUAACAACAACAAAAAGGUGAAAACAAAUUUGGGGGUGUGUCAACAGCUGAAGACUAUCCUGGGACUUCCUGCCAAACCAUUGUAGCUGCUGUCUUCUGUCAUUUGCUGUUCCCCAUUCAUUUGGAUUACUCGGAUUCGCACACAUUUCGAUUCUCAGAUUUCAUUGCGUGCAUGUCUUACGAAUUAGCACAACUGUUGUUGCAAAUGUUAUAAGGCAAACUUUUGUUUUGUGGCAUCUCAUAAAUAACUCAGAACAAAUUUUCGCAAAAAAAAAAAAAAGAAAAACAAAAUAUCACAAAACUUAAAAGAAGCUCACACAAAGCAUCAACAAAUAUUCAAAGAUUUUAAAGUGUAAUUUGCGCAAAAAAAUAUUUAAAAUUAUUGUCGGCGCUGUCAAGCAAAAAGCAAACAUAAAACGCCAAACAACAUGGCCGAUGAUAUCGCAUCGAUGCGCAUGAUGCAGAAGAAGACCCGCAGUGCUUCCAUAUGUGCCACCGGUGGUGGCAGUCUCGAAAAUGCCAUCUACAACAUGCCCUCGGGCAACAAUACACCGGAGAAUUCGGGUACGCCCAGUUAUCGGAGACGUCGUCCCGCCACCCGAUCACAGAGUGCGCGGAUAACAGCAACGGCCGGAAGAUCGGUACGACGACGUCCACAAGUCCAACAACAAAUGCAGCAUAAUUUACAAGAGACCCGUUCAUACUGCACCAGUGAGCCACGUCUGAGUGAAACGGAAACACCGCCACAAAGACGAAAACUAUCACAGAGAAGGCCACAGCAGCACCCGCAGCGAAAAUCCAAUGCAUUUCUCGAUGUACCCACCAUGAACAUGCAUCAUCUGAGAGUUUCCGAUGAUGAGGAUCUGGAUAGAUUACGGACGUUUAGCGCUUCAAAAGGAGGCAUCAUCAAUCGUGGUGACUCCUUUCGUCGACGCCGUUCACGCAGCAAUAGUUUGGCGCCCGUCAGUCCCAUCCAUCCACGCAUCGGAGCUUUGGCCGGCUGUACAGACAUGGAUAUGCAGGAGGGUGUCAAUUCACAUCCACCCGUGGAUGUCUAUCAUGUCGAGAUGUUGGGAGCGGCGGGCUCCGGCAAACAGUCAUUAGUUUCACAAUUUCGCACUUCAGACUGUAUUAAUGCAUACGAUGGACCAGAAUGUGACGAAAAUGAACAAAAUAUUUCAAUUAUUUUAAAUAACAUUGAAUCGGAAUUGAAAUUUAGAAUAAAUCAACGUGAAGCAAAGGACGAAUUGGAAAAAGCUGAUGCCUUCUUGGUUGUAUACUCCUGUGUGGACAAAGAGUCAUUUACACGCGCCAAAAACAUCCUUGCCCAUCUGCAAGAUAUGGAUUUAAUUAGGACCCGACCAAUUAUUUUGGUGGCAAAUAAAAUUGAUUUGGCGCGGUCACGUGCGGUAUCUGCCCAAGAUGGUAAAUGUGUGGCCUGUACCUAUGGAGCGAAAUUCAUUGAAGUGUCGGUGGGCAUUAAUCACAACUGUGAUGAACUGCUGGCGGGUACUCUGACUCAAAUACGUUUGAAAAAGGAACAGAAUCGUAUACAGCCAAAAUCGAAAAAGUCCAAAAAUAAGUCAAAAGAUAAACACAAUGCGAAUUGUGACAAUAGAAAUCAUGAAAAUGAACAAGGCGAAAAAUCGUUGAAUGAUAAAAAUUCUGAAGUAAUGGGUAAUCGUGACACAUCCCCUUCACCGGCCCAUUGGUAUAAGAGUCGCAGUGUGAUGAUGGCCAGCAUGAAAGCGCGUCAGAUGUUAACAUGGUUGUUGGGCAAAGAAGAUUCCAAAUUUAAAAAUUGUGAAAAUCUGCAAGUUUUGUAAAUAAAAAAACGACAACACACAACCAGAGACGGAACCAAAAAGCCCCCACAAUAAACAAUAAUAAAUGUAUAAUAAAAAAUAUGGAAGUAUGAAUACAGGAACCAAAUUGGGAAAAGGAACAAACAAUUAUAAGGACCGAAGGCCUUUUUUUAGAAGAGAACAAAGUUAAUUUUUUUUAUAACAUAAGGUUUCCAUAUGUAGUCCCCAAAAUAAUAAAUUAUUUUUUGUAAAAUAGUUUUUGCAAAAUACUUUGUUUAAUCAAAUGUAUAAGAAAUAUUAUUUAUAAAAUUAAAUCUUAUAAAGUUGUAUAAAUAAAGAACAUUAAGCCUGAUUAUCAAAAAUUAAAUCAAAUUUAAUUUAAAACCAAACAAACAAAAAAUUUCAAAAGCCAAUAAAAAAAAAAACAA